Molecule: messenger RNA, 1330 nt
Organism: Papilio xuthus (Asian swallowtail)
Lineage: Eukaryota; Metazoa; Arthropoda; Insecta; Lepidoptera; Papilionidae
Product: Hormone receptor 51
Exons: 9
Coding region: 1-1155 (384 amino acids)
Biological process (GO): regulation of DNA-templated transcription
Molecular function (GO): sequence-specific DNA binding; zinc ion binding; DNA-binding transcription factor activity
Source: RefSeq, a predicted model, not a curated record
AUGGUUUCAGGUUUGGUGUGCGUGGUAUGCGGCGACACUAGCUCCGGCAAGCACUAUGGAAUUCUCGCGUGCAAUGGCUGCAGUGGAUUCUUCAAAAGAUCUGUCAGAAGAAAACUAAUAUACAGAUGUCAGGCGGGCACGGGGCGUUGUGUGGUCGACAAGGCGCACAGGAAUCAAUGCCAGGCCUGUCGUCUCAAGAAAUGUCUCGCCAUGGGAAUGAAUAAAGAUGCUGUACAGAACGAGAGACAGCCACGAAACACCGCUACCAUACGACCUGAAGCACUCAGAGAUAUGGACCAAGAGAGAGCGCUGCGAGAGGCGGCUGUUGCUGUUGGAGUCUUUGGACCGCCGGUGUCGCUCGCGAUGGCGCUGUCUCCGGCGCGGUAUCCAUUACUGUCACCGCAUUACGCACCGCUGCCGCCGCCGCCCCAACCAGACUCCUCCCGAGACCACCACGAUGAACACCACUCUGACAGUGACGAUGACAGUAUCGACGUGACUAACGAAGAAGAUUCUACAUCUUACUCCCCGCCUGCGAUAACCAAUUAUCCACAAAACUGUCCCCCAUACAGACCGUUGGGAGUGGAAAGUUCAGCAGAAACAGCGGCGCGACUUCUAUUUAUGGCGGUUAAAUGGGCUAAGAAUCUGCCUUCAUUUGCCAGUUUGGCUUUCAGAGAUCAAGUAAUCUUACUGGAAGAAGCCUGGUCAGAGUUAUUCUUACUGAACGCCAUACAAUGGUGUCUGCCGCUAGAUGCCGCAUGCGCAGCGCUCUUUGGCAGCGAACAGACAGAUCAAGAGAGCGGUGUGAACUCAGCGACGCUGCGUCGUCUACGCGACGUGUUGGCUCGUUACCGCGCUGUGUUGGUUGAUCCCGCGGAGUUCGCCUGCAUGAAAGCCAUCGUACUGUUUAAAUCUGAGACGCGAGGACUGAAGGACCCGCUGCAGAUCGAGAACCUGCAGGACCAGGCGCAGGUGAUGCUGAUGACGCACGCGCGCACAGCACACGGCGCCGCGCCCGCGCGCUUCGGCCGCCUGCUGCUGCUGCUGCCGCUGCUGCGUCUCGUGCCCCCCCACCUCCUCGAGAUCGAGUUCUUCGCCAAGACUAUUGGACACACGCCCAUGGAGAAGGUACUCGCUGAUAUGUACAAGAAUUGAUCCGCCUCGAGGGACCACAUCUUUCUCUUUCAAUGCUUUGCUUCUCUAGUACACUUUACUUUGUCAAUAUGUAUGAGAAGGGGAAUAUUAAACUGCCUGUUCCUUUAAAUCCUACUAUAUAUUAUAAAUGCGAAUGUUUAGAUGGAUGGAUGUUUGAAGGUAUAUCCAGAACAGC